Cololabis saira (Pacific saury) is the source of this 4665-nucleotide messenger RNA. RefSeq names its product family with sequence similarity 184 member B (gene fam184b). The coding region runs from base 317 to 4099 and encodes 1260 amino acids. The transcript has 17 exons. Lineage: Eukaryota; Metazoa; Chordata; Actinopteri; Beloniformes; Belonidae. The record is from RefSeq and is a predicted model, not a curated record.
AUAUAUAUAUGAAUAUAAUUCCCCCGUUGACGAGAGGAGAGGGUCAGUCGGCGGGAGACGCGCGUCCCCGAUGGACUCCAGCAGGCGUGUGACCUCGGCGAUCACCGGGCGGCCAGCCGGAGAGACAGGAGGAGGAAGAAGAGGAGAAAGAGGAGGAGGAGGAGGAGGAGAGCCCCGAUGUUUUCCUGCGGAUUCCUCGAGACGCAGCGCGCAGGAGAGCGUCUCCCGGCGCACGGGCGGCAUGCACGAGUAGCAGCACAAAUCUGACCACGAAUCUGCUGGAGCCAGGGGGAUUUUAUUUUAUUUUUUCUUCAUCAUGGCUUCGGGCGCCGGUAAGGCUGCACAGCCCUGCGGGCCUGCGGGCUCCGCCGUGAACGGGACUGCGGCAGACUUCCCCAACAUCGAGCAGGAGCUGUACGACUACCAGAUGCACAGCAAGAUGUGCAAGAAGAUCGCGCAGCUCACCAAGGUGAUCUACUCCCUGAACAUGAAGAAUGAGGAGCAGGAGUCGGCCCUGCAGGCCCUGAGCCACGCACACCACGACGAGCUGCACCGCAUCCUGGUGGAGACGUGUCACGAAGGAGAGGGGUCGGGGCUGAGGACGCGGCUCCUGGAGCUCCAGGAGUCUCUGGACGAGCAGCAGCGAGUGGGAGCCCAGGUUCAGGCUGACUUUGAGUGCUUCCGCAUCCAUGCGGAGGAGAGGGGGCGUGAGACCGAAGCAGAGCUGAGAAAAAGGUUUGAGGAGAAGCUCCGGGUGGCUGAAGAAGAGCUCCGGGAGGCGCGGGCUGAGCUGGGCGGCGCCCGGGAGGAGAGCCUGAGGCUGGGCACGGAGCUGGAGACGGCCGGGGAGCAGGUCCGGGAGCUGAACGCCAGAUGUGAGGAGCUGCAGAGAGAGGCCGACGAGGAGAAAACCAGGAGAGACGGGGAGCAGAAAAGAGAAGACGAGGAGAGGGAGAAACUCAAGGAGGAGAGGAGGACGGAAAAGCACGAGGACUUGGAAAGAGCGAAAACCCUCUUGGAGGAGCUGAAGGCGCUGAAGGAGGCGAGGGAGCGGGCGGAGGACGAGAAGAGGCGCGCGGUCAAAGAGGAGCGGGAGCAGUGGGAGGAGAAGGUGAACGACCUAAACGAGGAGCAGGAGGACAUGAGGAGGAAAAUAGAGGCGGAAUGGAGGGAGGACCGGCAGAGGUGGGAGGAGAGGGAAGAGGAGGAGAAGAAGGGGAUGCACAGCGCCCUACGAGAACGAGUGAAGCGGGCCGAAGCGGAGGUGGAGAGUCACCUGGAGAGGCUGGCUGAGAGCAAGAGGAACACGGUGAAGCUGCAAGAGCGAAUACAGGACCUCGAGGAGGAGCUGGAGCUGCAUCGGAAACUUGUGUCUGAGGCGGAGGGCGGAGCCAAACGGGCGGAGGAGGAGCUCGCCGUCGCCAAAGAGAGGCUGCUGCUGCAGGAGGACGAGCUGCAGAGCAGAGCAGAGGAGCUGUUGAAUCGAGGCGGCUGUGAGGUGUGUGUGUGUACUGAAGUGGAUGAGCUGAGGAGCCAGGCCAGCCGUCUGCAGAGCAGGAACAGAGAGCUGGAGCUGCAGAGCAGCGGCAGAAACAGCGACCACGCCCGGCAGAUUCGCCAGCACGCUGAAGCCCUGUCCAGUCUGCGCUCGGAGAUGGUGAGAGCCCAGACGGAGGAGCUGCGUCGCAUCCAAAAGCACGCGGACGACGAGCGGGACAAACUGCAGAAAGAGAUAGAGAAAGAAAGGGAAAAAAUGCAGAAGGAGAGGGAGCAAGAAAGGGCUCAGUUCGAGAAGGACAGGAGCCGACUGCGCAGAGAAAGAGACGAGGAAAAGGAGGCGAAGCACAAAGAGGUGGAUGAGGUCAAAGAACGUCUCAGGAGGGAGAAAGAGGAAGAGCUGGACCGGCAGCGCAAGGAACUGGAGGUGGAGAGGGUCCGCGUUCGCUCCCAGCUGGACAAAAACAUUGAACAGGUCGAGCUGGAGAGAGCCAACGUGCAGCAGAAACUGGAGGAGGAGAAGAGGAGACUGGUGGAGAAGGCCGAGGAGGACAGGAGGCGACUGAAGGAGCAGGUGCGGAAGGCCAUAGAGGAGGUGAUGAGGAGACACGCGGCCGAAUUAAACAGCGUCCAAGAGGCUCUGAGCUCGGAGAGGAAAACCAACCAGGAGGUGUGUUUGCGUUCUGAGGAGGAGAGGAAGGCCGGCGAGGAGCUUCGCAGAGGGCUGGAGAAGGAAAGAGAGGAGCUGCGGACGUCGCUGAAGGAUGCCACCACCGAGAUCCGGCGGCUGGAGGCGGCCAUCCAACGGAACGACGGUAAGGACAAGGCGGCCCCCGACGCGCCGCACUCGUGCGGGCCGCAGUGCUCCCGUCUGCAGGAGGAGCUCCAGCAGGUUCAGAGUCGGCUGGGCCGGGUUCAAGGGGAGGCCGACAGGCAGCGAGACAGGCAGCAGAGAGAGCUCGCGUCGCUGAAGGCUGACAAGCAUCGACUGGAGGAGAAAAUCCUGGAACAGAGCCGGAUGAACACGGAGAGGAGUCUUCUGGAGCAGAGUCAGCGGCACGUGGAGGACCGGAUCAGGGCAGAGUGUGAAGAGCGUCUCAGAGCCGAGUUCAGAAUAGAGAUGAAUGCCGCCGUCGCCGAGAGCGAACAGAGGUGGCAGGACCGGGAGCAGGAGCUGCAGACGCAGACGUCCGAGCUGCAGGACCAGCUGAGCGAGCUGCAGGCGCAGGCGGAGAAGAAGAAGGGGGGGCAGGGCGACGAUUGCCACGGCAACCCUGAAAUUGACAGGCUGAGAAAAGAGGUCCAAGAUACGAAGGAGAUAAACCAGAAACUGAGGGAGCUGCUGCAGGAGCCCCAAAGCCCGUCUUUAACUGAGGAGAGACACAAUCAUGGCAUGGCGCUCCAGGCGUUGGAGAGGCAGGCCAAAGAAGAUCUGCUGUCUGAGAGGAACAGACUUCAGACAAUGCACCACCUGGAGAUCGAUAAGCAGCGUGCGGAGCUGACCCAGCAGCACACGGAGUGGAGUCGACAGAUGACCCAGAGGCACAUGCAGCAGAUCGAGGACCUGCAGGCGCAGCUGGAAGCACACACGCAGAUGAUGGCGCUGCAACAGGACCUGAAGCAGCAGAACCAGUAUCAGGUGUUUGAGCGGCAGCUGGACGAGAGCCGCUGUGCCAUGCAGGAGCUUCAGAGGGAAAAUGCAGCGCUGAAGAAGCAGUUAAAGGAACGGUCGGUGCAGAAGAAUCCUGAAGUUGAGGAGAAAGAAGAGGACACUGUCGAAAUAAGGAAGAAGAGAGACGCUCAGCUGGAAGAAGAAGCACAACGUCUGAAGGAGGAGGUGGAGAAGCUGCGGGUGGAAAUGGAGAAACUCGAAGAGUCCCAGAAACACUGGGAGGAGAAGAAGGAGGACGACAUAAAAGAAGAGGAGCUGGACGAGGAGAAGAAGAAGGAACGUGAGGAGGAGAAGAGGAAAGCGGAGUUGGAGGAGAUCAAGAAGGAGCACAAGAAGGAGAUGCAGAGUUUGGUGUCUGAAUACAGCAGCGCUCAGAACCACCUGCAGGCGCGAAUAGUGGCCCUGGAGAACGAGCUGCGCGAGCGGGAGGAACGGUGCAGGAGGAGGGAGCCGCGAUGCGACGACCUGCAGCUCGGGAGACUCCAGGAGAGACUCACGGAGAGAGACCAGCUCAUUAAACGACUGGUGGAAGAGAGGCAUCAGCUGCAGCUCCAUCCUCCUGUCGCCGAGGACAACAGCUCCCUCAGGCUCCGUGACAGCAAGUCCCGCCCCGGGAGCGUCACGCCGACCAUGAGGGGGUCCAUACCUGGAGCCGAGGGGGACAGAAGGGCUGAAACAGGAGUGGUUCACCAAAUACUUCUCCUUCUGAGCACAAAUACACACGAAGAAGCACAUACAGCUGCUGCAAGUACAUCACAUAUCCAGUUCAUUGCUUCUUAUACAAGGACAUAUCGCUUCCUACACACACACACACAGACACACACACACGGACAUAACUACAUCAAAAGAUUUAUGGGCUCAUCACCAGCAAGGCCAUCUCAAACAUUGCCUCUAAGCUCAACCAAAAAGUGCUUCUCGACACAUGCCUGACCUCUUCUCAGAACGUAAGCCUGCCCCGUCUUAUUUGUAUAGUUUGAAAUGUCCCCACAUCCUUUUCUAAAAGGAAGUCUUCCUGUUUUUAAUGCAACUGCUCUUCUGAUCCCGUCACACAAUUAUUCCAGGCAAGUGUUCAUUUUUAUUUUUCAUUUUUUUUUUACUUUUCUUUUUUAAAUCAACUACAAAGUGUCUGUUCAAGUAUGAAAGCAUUCAACAUAUUUAAUCACGGAUCAACAACACGAUGGCCAUCUCAUCGAACCAAAAUGAAGCUUGUUUUACUGCAAGACUGUAUAAUAAUCCUGAUGAAGAAAUUGAAUAAACAUAUUUUGUUUUUGUAAGUGCUUCUUUUUUGGAGGAACGCAGAUGUUUUUGUGCCGUUUUUUUUCAGCAACUUUGUAAAACUGAAAUUUAAACGGAAACAGGCUGAAAAAAAGAGUUUCAAUCUUUUCAUGGGAUUUAAUGAAAGUGUUUGGAAUUGGUGGUAAUAAACAGGAAAUUAGCAACAUUGCAGGUAAACUGAUAAAUAAAUUAUAGAUGUAUACAAAUAUUUUACAGCACAA